This is a messenger RNA of Triticum dicoccoides, 1302 nucleotides long. RefSeq lists its product as uncharacterized. NCBI's taxonomy places the organism in Eukaryota, Viridiplantae, Streptophyta, Magnoliopsida, Poales, Poaceae. The transcript has 2 exons. Gene Ontology annotation, molecular function: protein dimerization activity; DNA binding. The record is from RefSeq and is a predicted model, not a curated record. Bases 1 to 1302 code for a protein of 433 amino acids.
AUGGCGCGCCCCAUGAGGCUCAUGGAGAACGCGCGGGAGCGUGCCAAGGCGCACGCCAAUAGGGCCAAUGCGCUCAAGAAGCAGGCGGAGAAGCUCGCCACGCUCUGCGCGGUCCCAGUCGCGCUCGUCUGCACCGGCGCCGGGGCUCCGCCGCUCGUGUGGGAGUCGGAGGAGGGCGUGCUCGAGAGGUACCGCCGCGCCGUCCCGCCGGAGGCCCGCGCGGGGCACACGCACCGGGACUACCUCGAGGCGGAGCUGGGCAAGCGGAGGGCCAAGCUCGCCAGGGCGCGCCACGGCUGCCCCGCCGCGCUCCCGGACUGGGACGAGGCGCUCAACGACAUGACGCUGGACGACGCGCGGGCGCUGCUCCGGGCCAUCGACGCGGCGCUGCGGGCCACGGGAGACAGGAUGGAGGCGCUGGGCGUGCCUGCUGACCACGGCCACGGCCACGGCCCACUCGGUGAGCAGGUCGCGCCGGACUCUUCCGACGUCGCCGUCAUGCCGCAGCACUUCUGGCACGACGGCGGCGUGUCCUGGACCGUGGGCGACCCCGUGGACAUGGCCGACGCCGAGGGCUUGCAGCAGCUGCAGAUGGUGCCGUACCACGGCGGGAACAACGACGGCCUACUCGAGCAAUUCCCACGGGACCAUGGCUUCCAGAUGCAACCAGGAUGCAACGGCUUCCAAUGCGCCGGCGGCAACUUCUCGGGCGACGGCGACGACGGGAUGCUCGCGCUGGGCCUCGCCAAUGCUGGCUACAACUACUCGCGCGGCAGCGACAAGAUGCUCGCGCCAGGCCUCGGCAACGCUGACUACAACUACUUGGGCGGCGGCGACGGGAUGCUCUCGCUUGGCCUCGGCAAUGCUGGCUACAACCACUCGGGCUGCGGCGAUGGGAUGCUCGCGCCGGGCUUCGCCAAUGCUGGCUACAACUACUCAGUCGGCGGCGGCGACAAGAUGCUCGCGCCGGGCUUCGGCAACGCUGGUUACAACUGGCCUGAUCUUACCAUGUGGCACACCGACGAGGUGUGCUUCGCCGACGGCACUCUGGCGCCUGAGCACUACUCCGGCAAGGUCGCCGCCGGCGGCGACUACGUGAGCACACUACCAUCUGGGUACGGGUACCCCAUGGCCAUGGGCAUGGACGUCGGCGACAACUUCACCAGUCUGGAGAGCAACUACACGGCGGCGCAUUGGCAAGCCGAGGCGCUCCAUCGCUCCAACGCCAACGCCAGCGCCAGCACCAUCACCAGCACCGGCGAGCUCCUGUCAGCUGCAUCAUCGCCUCGUUAUCUCUACUAG